UCCAACUACAAAAUGAAGGGCCUCUUCAAGGGUCUUAGGUUUAUUUCUCAAAUAUUUGAAAAUGAGAAAGAGCCAGAGAUGCAAAUUGGAACGCCAACAGAUGUAAAGCAUGUCGCUCACAUUGGUUGGGAUGGAGGAUCUGCCGAUCAAAAUCCACCCAGCUGGAUGAAUGAUUUUAAAGUAUCGGGUGGAUAUUCAUCGGCACCUCUCGGAAAUAUCAAGGAGGAUGCUUCAUGCAUUUCUGAAGAUUCGACUCGGUCACGUGAUACACCUGCUGGACUUCCGAAAUCGUCGAGAGAGCGUUCAAGCACGUUAGGUGGUUCACCAACAAAAGAACAACGAUCACGACGUGGUUCAAGUAGUGGAAACCCUAAAUCUUCACGGAGGUCGUCGAAAGAAUCUUCUGAUCAAGAUGGUUCAAGAAAAACUCGUCGGAAAAAGUCAAAGGAUAGUAGUUCUGUAAACGGAGGGUCUUCAAGAUCGUCAAGAAGAGCACGUGGAUCUCAGACAGAAUCAGUAAAUGGUUCUAUUGUGUCCGAUGAAGGAUCAAUGAUAUCAAUCGAUCUCCAGUGAUGAUAGAGAUAUCUAUAAUUAAAGAGACGACAAUAGAAAAGUUCGGAAUUUGUCUCUCAUCAAGAAGAGAUCAUAUAGCUUUGGUUGGUUACUAUAGGAAUAAGGAUCAUCAAGCUAAUGAGUUUCUGAAUUUUCUUGCGAGCUAGAUUAUAUAUGUCUCGAUCAUCAUAUUAAUUAAUAAUCGAGACGAUCAACUGAAUUCGGAUGUGGAUUUGUGUUGAUGUUUAACGUUUUGUCUCUCGAAAUAUCUU
Camelina sativa (false flax) is the source of this 824-nucleotide messenger RNA. Its product is annotated as CRIB domain-containing protein RIC6-like. NCBI's taxonomy places the organism in Eukaryota, Viridiplantae, Streptophyta, Magnoliopsida, Brassicales, Brassicaceae. The record is from RefSeq and is a predicted model, not a curated record.